Messenger RNA from Ananas comosus (pineapple), 1085 nucleotides. RefSeq names its product 3-hydroxybutyryl-CoA dehydrogenase. Gene Ontology annotation, molecular function: oxidoreductase activity, acting on the CH-OH group of donors, NAD or NADP as acceptor; NAD+ binding. Bases 16 to 828 code for a protein of 270 amino acids. The transcript is spliced from 4 exons. The record is from RefSeq and is a predicted model, not a curated record. Lineage: Eukaryota; Viridiplantae; Streptophyta; Magnoliopsida; Poales; Bromeliaceae. Gene Ontology annotation, biological process: fatty acid metabolic process.
AGGCGGGUCGGGUGCAUGUGUGGAACGCGCGAGGCAUCAUUUCCAAUUGCUGCCCCCUGGAUUAAAUUGUGCAACAAUAUGAUUAUUCUAGAGGCUGAGAGGAAUUAUUCUUUACAGGUUGUAGGUAAUGAUUCGAUAAGCCGUCUGAAGUACACAUCAAAUUUGCAAGAGCUUCGGUAUGCAGAUGUCAUAAUUGAAGCCAUUGUGGAGUCUGAAGAUGUAAAGAAGAAAUUGUUUAUAGAACUUGACAAGAUCUCCAAAGCUUCUGCAAUUCUGGCAUCUAAUACAAGUUCAAUCUCAAUAACACGCCUUGCUUCUGCAACUAGCCGCCCAUCCCAGGUGAUAGGCAUGCAUUUUAUGAACCCUCCUCCUAUAAUGAAAUUGGUUGAGAUUGUAAGAGGAGCAGAUACAUCUGAUGAGAUCUUUGUGACGAUAAAAUCCUUGGCGGAAAGGCUAGGGAAGACUGUUAUAUGCUCCCAAGACUACCCAGGCUUCAUCGUCAAUCGUAUCCUGAUGCCAAUGAUUAAUGAAGCAUUUUACACUUUGUACACCGGCGUGACGACAAAGGAGGACAUAGACACGGGAAUGAAACUGGGCACAAACCACCCGAUGGGCCCGCUGGAGCUCGCAGACUUCAUCGGGCUCGACGUCUGCCUCUCCAUACUCAGAGUUCUUCACGAGGGACUCGGCGAUAGCAAAUACAGCCCCUGCCCGCUCCUCGUUCAGUAUGUCGAUGCCGGUCGACUGGGAAGAAAGCGGGGGAUCGGCGUGUAUACUUAUCAGAAAGAAUCUGCGGCAGCAGCAGUUAAAUCACCAUCCUCACUUUGACAUGUUUGCUCAUAACAUUUCGCCUUAUCACGAUAAGAAAGAAAAAGGGAAGAGGCUGAAAGAAAGAAAAGCUAGCACUUGGUUGUAUAUGUAGGAAGAACAAAAUAAUAUGAUGGAGCAUGAGGCAGGUAAGUUAUGCAUCUUUAGGUCUGGUCUCUUGCCCAGAAGAAGACAAUAGAGAGAUGUUUGAGUUAUAUGCAAUCAGAUACUUAUUUGUAGUCAAUAAAAGGCAUUUGGUAGCAUUUUCUUUUCGUCGA